CGACAGUGCCGAAUCUGCCGAUGUGAAGUAGCGGACAUCUUUUCUGUUCUCACAUGUCCUUCACAUCCUGAGCUCUGACAGCAAAGCAUCUUAUUGUAUUGUAAAUAUGGCAGCUCAGGUCACUGAAUCAGACCAGAUCAAACAGUUCAAAGAAUUUCUGGGAACCUACAAUAAACUGACAGAAAACUGCUUCAUGGAUUGUGUUAAAGAUUUCACUACAAGAGAGGUCAAGCCAGAGGAGACUUCAUGUUCUGAGAGCUGCUUACAGAAGUACCUGAAGAUGACACAGAGGAUCUCCAUGCGCUUUCAGGAAUAUCACAUCCAGCAGAAUGAAGCAUUGGCCGCUAAAGCUGGUUUGUUAGGACAGCCACGAUAAUCAUCUACCGCUGGACUGAACUCCAGACCAUUACGCCAGGCUCUCUCUAUUCCAGGAUGGAGCAGGGCUCUCCACGCUGGAGCAGCAGAGCAGAAGACGCAGGCACUGGGAAUAGUGUGAGACGUCCUCUAACGUCUGCUGGCUCUUCAGAUCGUUGGGAAUUUUGGUUUUUUGAAAGACAGACACUGUCGUUUUGACCAUAAUGCUGGUCUUCCGUAAAACACAAAGGAUCUUGAUUGUUUUUAUGUUAGCGUGCUACAGAAUAAAAUACUAGUCAACUCUAA
Messenger RNA from Labeo rohita (rohu), 660 nucleotides. It is a transcript of the gene timm9, whose product is annotated as translocase of inner mitochondrial membrane 9 homolog. The coding region runs from base 107 to 376 and encodes 89 amino acids. The record is from RefSeq and is a predicted model, not a curated record. The transcript is spliced from 4 exons. NCBI's taxonomy places the organism in Eukaryota, Metazoa, Chordata, Actinopteri, Cypriniformes, Cyprinidae.